Molecule: messenger RNA, 635 nt
Organism: Truncatella angustata
Lineage: Eukaryota; Fungi; Ascomycota; Sordariomycetes; Amphisphaeriales; Sporocadaceae
Product: ankyrin repeat domain-containing protein
Exons: 2
Coding region: 1-492 (163 amino acids)
Molecular function (GO): protein binding
Source: RefSeq, a predicted model, not a curated record
AUGUUAAUGGAUGCGAAGACAAAUGUCAACAAUCGAGGGGGCGAGUUUGGCAACGCGCUACAGGCUGCUUCGUGGCGAGGACACAAAGAGAUUGUGCAGAUGUUGAUCGAUGCCAAGGCCGAAAUUAAUGCUCAGGGCGGCAAGUAUGGCAACGCGCCCCAGGCUGCUUUGUUGGUAGGACACAAAGAGAUUGUGCAGUUGUUGAUAGAUGCUAAGGCUGAUGUCAAUGCUCAGGGCGGUCUCUUUGACAACGCGCUACAGGCUGCGUCGUGGGUAGGAAACGAAGAGAUUGGCGGCCAGUAUGGCAACGCGCUACAGGCUGCUUCGUUUGAAGGACACAAAGAGAUCGUUAAGCUGCUCCUUGGGAAAGGGGCCGAGCUGAGUGUCACUAAUAAGGAUGGAGAUACGCCGCUUCAAAGAGUUUCACAAGGCGGACUGAAUUCUGUGUUCAUACUUCCAUGGUCCACUAUGUUGAUCAUGUCCGUCAUGUGAAUCAGUUCUGCAUGGCAUCCGUGCUUACUUGAAGUUUUCGACCUCGUCUCUUGAGGCUGCUCCCCGCAAGACUGCAUUCGUUUCGCGAACAUCAAUGCCGAUUGGUAUCCGCUGAUUUGGUUCGACUUCGGAUUCUGUAGAUC